Molecule: messenger RNA, 1208 nt
Organism: Exophiala mesophila
Lineage: Eukaryota; Fungi; Ascomycota; Eurotiomycetes; Chaetothyriales; Herpotrichiellaceae
Exons: 2
Coding region: 194-1045 (283 amino acids)
Cellular component (GO): mitochondrion
Molecular function (GO): delta(3,5)-delta(2,4)-dienoyl-CoA isomerase activity
Source: RefSeq, a predicted model, not a curated record
AUGAUACUCAUGAUUUUCACGACUGAUUGAUUGUUGACGACUGCUUCCACAAUUCACCAACUACAACUCAUUAGAUACGGCCGACAGCGGUUCGACUCCUUCUUGACUGACAGAUUCAAAUACUCUUCUCUCCCGCUCCAAACUACGCGAGGUGUAAAAGGUGUAAACCCGAUUGUCAUUAUCAUCGUCCAUCAUGUCACCCAGUUCGUUACCAAAUGCCAAAUUCUUCAAUGUCACCACGCCAGCGCCCUUUGUGGCGCACGUGGAGAUCAAUCGACCCAGCAAGAUGAAUGCCUUUUGUGCACCGAUGUGGAUCGAACUAAAGGGGAUUUUUGAUCACCUUUCAACAGAUCCAGAUCUGCGAUGUAUUGUCCUCUCUGGGGCUGGAGAUCGAGCGUUCACAGCCGGUCUCGAUGUGCAAGAAGCGUCGCAGUCUUCGACUUUGGGAGGCAGCGGUCCAGGCGACACAGCGAGAAAGGCCACUAGUGUGCGUCGACACAUUCUCGAGCUACAAGAUGCAGUGUCGAGCGUUGCACGCUGCGAGAAACCUGUGAUUGCCUUGGUGCACGGCAUUACCUUUGGUUUGGGCAUUGAUCUGUCCACAGCCUGCGACAUCCGCAUGGCUGAGACCAAUACCAAGUUUUCGGUCAAGGAAGUCGACAUUGGUCUCGCAGCCGACGUUGGAACAUUAAGUCGACUACCCAAAGUGGCGGGAGGUCUGACCAGUUGGGUCAAAGAGAUUACACUGAGUGCUCGAGUAUUUUCAGCCGAGGAAGCGCUCAAGAACAACUUUGUCAGCAGAGUCGUCUCCGGCAAGGCUGAAUUGAUCAAACAAGGUAUCGAACUGGCCAAAUACAUCUCUACCAAGAGCCCUGUCGCGGUCCAGGGUACCAAGAAUAUUCUCGACGCCGCAUGGGGAAGGACAGUCGAAGACAACCUCAACUACACAGCCGUGUGGAAUGCGGCCAUGAUCCAGAGUACAGAUGUCUCACGAGCGAUGCUUAGUGGGCUGCAGAAGAAGACACCAACGUUUGAGAAGUUGUAGACACAUGGCUUGGCAGGAAUAGUAAGUCAAAGGAUAAAAAUAGCGAAGUCCAGUGGACAUGGUCGAGAAAAUAGUGGUGGUUGUAUCGACAUCAAUUCGUAAAGAGCAAAAUAACAAACUACUAGGUAGUAGUCUAGGAUGAAAAAUUACAGUAAUUUCGCUG